CGCGCCGCCGCCUUCCAGCCUCUUUUGCCCCCGCUGGCGGCCCGUAGCGCGCGCGCGCAAGCGCAAAGGCGGCCCGGCCGCGGCGGGAGAGGAUUCUGGGCCUGCGCAGGUGGCGCGGUUGCUAUGGAGGCGGACGGGACGUACGAGCCGGGCUUCGUGGGGAUCCGCUUCUGCCAGGAGUGCAACAACAUGCUGUACCCCAAGGAAGACAAGGAAAACAGAAUCCUGCUCUAUGCGUGUCGAAACUGCGAUUACCAACAGGAAGCCGACAACAGCUGCAUCUACGUCAAUAAGAUCACCCAUGAAGUGGAUGAAUUGACACAAAUCAUUGCGGACGUUUCCCAGGACCCAACUUUGCCCCGGACAGAGGAUCACCCAUGUCAGAAGUGCGGGCACAAAGAAGCAGUAUUCUUCCAGUCUCACAGCGCAAGGGCUGAGGAUGCCAUGAGGCUGUAUUACGUGUGCACCGCUCCGCACUGCGGCCACCGCUGGACUGAAUAAAGGGGCAGCUGUUUGAGACCUGACAUCACCUCUGGCCCCCAGUUGUCAGAAACAUUUGGGCUCAGUUCCCUUCUUGGAAUAACUUCUGCUCCUAGUUCUGCCCUGGCGUCAUCUAACCGCUGUAUUUUUGUUAAUAAAAAGGUUUUAUUUUUCAAGUCA
Messenger RNA from Chelonia mydas (Green sea turtle), 660 nucleotides. RefSeq names its product RNA polymerase II subunit I (gene POLR2I). The coding region runs from base 124 to 501 and encodes 125 amino acids. The transcript is spliced from 6 exons. The record is from RefSeq and is a predicted model, not a curated record. Gene Ontology annotation, cellular component: RNA polymerase II, core complex. Gene Ontology annotation, molecular function: zinc ion binding; nucleic acid binding; DNA-directed RNA polymerase activity. Gene Ontology annotation, biological process: DNA-templated transcription; transcription initiation at RNA polymerase II promoter; transcription-coupled nucleotide-excision repair. Lineage: Eukaryota; Metazoa; Chordata; Testudines; Cheloniidae.